Molecule: messenger RNA, 576 nt
Organism: Sinocyclocheilus rhinocerous
Lineage: Eukaryota; Metazoa; Chordata; Actinopteri; Cypriniformes; Cyprinidae
Exons: 3
Coding region: 8-466 (152 amino acids)
Source: RefSeq, a predicted model, not a curated record
AUCUAUAAUGGCCGUUCUGGAGGCCAACAGCAGGAAGCCAGAACCAGAACCACAAGCUGAACUUCAGCAUCCAGAAAUAAUAGAAGAGCGAGAGGUGCCAGUACCAAAGCAUAUAUCAAUGCCUGCACCAGUAUCACAAGCAGAACCUCCAGCCCCGACUCCCAUAGUGUUUACUGAACCACCACCUCAACAACAACAACGACAACAGAUCCUAGCCAGGAGGGAAGAAGAAGAAGAAGAGCCCAUGGAGCAGAGAGAGACGGACCAUGCUGCUCUGGAGGUCACGUCUGAAGCUGCAUCGCAGCAGAUGGAGGUGUCUGAGGAGACUUCACAGUCCAACUCCAUUUCAGAGAAGACAGACGAACCCAUGGAGGAGUCAGCUGCGAUGCCUGUGGAUGCGCCUGACCAACCCAAAGAUGAGUCUGAGGAUGUGGUUCCAGAAGCAGAAGAAAGCAGUGUGGACUAAUGCCAUGUGAAAUAAGACUGAAUUAAUGCACUGACUCUGAGAAGAUGUGUCAUUUUAUGUUGCUUUGUUCAGUGUUCUAUGUAUCUGUAAGUUAGAAGUAAAAAUGAAAU